CCAAUUUACGACAACCACUAAAACAACGUGCGGCAAAACACAUGCGAUCGUGGGUUCUGAAAAUGGCAAUGAAAUAAACAAAUGACCGAAAACCUUUAUAUGUAGAACGUUCUGACUACAUAACUGCAGUUUCUUGAGGUUACGUUCAUACCAUGGAUUCAGAAUUUUAAGAAUUAUAUAGAGCGCCACUAACGUUUCAAUCCACGUUAACACGUCUGUUUUAAAGACACCAUGAAUCCAGUUCUACGGCAGAGAAUCCCCCCGAACAUUAGGACAUUAUUGACAGACAUCAGACCCCGAGAACAACAUCACUGCAGCGAAUGGACUGACGAAGAGCCUGGAACUAUUAUAAGAGGUGGGAUUGAGCUCCCAGCCCGAGGAAGCGUCAAUCAAGGUGAAUUCUUGACUCCGGCAACCGACGACGGGAAGGAAUGUGGGUCUUCUGAUAAUGCAUGUGUCGAGACACAGAGGCCUGUGUGCGGGCUGUGUUUAUCCCAACUUUCCUGCUACACCUGCCCACGUUGCAACGUACCCUACUGUAGCCUUGUGUGCUACAGAAGUACAAACCACUCGGUGUGUUCAGAGGAGUUCUACAAAGAGUCUGUGAUGCGGGAACUGAAGGCCACGAAUGAAACGGAGAGCGAGGGGAAGAGAAGGAUGCAAGAGAUUCUUCUGAAACUGAGACACGCUCCAGAUGGGGCCGAGGGAGUGGAAACGUGUGGGAUGAAGACGUGUGGGAUGAAGGAAACGGAAGAUGGCUGGGAUGAUGCUGAGGGGGAGGAUGAAGAAACCACACAGUCUCUAGAGCUUCUGUCAAGGUUAGCUGAGAUUCAGUCAACUGGUGACGGGAGUCCUGAAGAGAUUGAGGACAUUUUAGCCCGUCUAAAAGAGAUCGGUGAGCUGGGCGAAGAAGGGGCUGACGGAAACAGCAAUGAGGGAAGCGAGGAUGAAGAGAAGCUAGAUUUGGUCGACAGGCUAUCUGGGUUGGACAUCCAGACUGUAUCUGAGGAGGCCCUGUGGGAGCGCCUCACCAGCCAGGAGAAGGACCAGUUUCUGAGUCUGGUGAAGGGGGGGACGGUGGGUGUGCUGGUCCCCCUAUGGAAGCCAUGGUGGGAGGAACACGAGGAGGGCGAGCGGGGGGAAGCUCUGGUGGAGCUCCUGGAGGAGGAUUCAAGCGACCUGGAGGGAGGUGUUUCAGCCGUGGAGGGAAGGAGCUGUGCAGGAGAUGUAGAGGACACACAGAAACAGGAGAAGGUUUUGAACGAGCCAAAACGAAGGUCAGAAAGCCAAAAAGUCAAGUGGGCAGAUGAGCUGUCUGAGAGUGGAGGGCAGUUAGUGACUGAAGAUGGUGACGGCAAACAAAACGGCAAACAGAACGUUGUCAGCAGUGUCCUAAGAUCUAAACCAACAACUGGUGUGCCUCCUGUUAGCCUCCAAAUCCCUCCACUGAGUUCACUCUCCUCCAAUCCAUCCCCACUCGUUUGUUAUGGCCUGGUCAACGUCCUGUUCGGCUACACGUUCGCCCUCAGACUAUUCAACGGUGACUUGGAGCCGGAUGUAACUCAGGAGUUUUGCCAGACGAUCUUAGCUGUGUCUGAGUCUCUGAGCUCAGGCCGGGUAUUCAACUCGGUCCCGGAAGCCCUUGAGGGUGGACAGGCUGCCCUUCUAGCAGGGGGCUACUUUGACCAAGAGGACCCUGGGGCUGGAGACAGGGCAGUGAAGGCUGUGGCUCAUAUUAUGAGUGGGAGGAGUAGCCAGGACACUUUGGGAUACUGCCUGGCAGCUUUGAGCCAGCUCAGCUCAGCCCUGUCUCAGGCCAGGGCAGCCCUGCCCAAGAGAGGGGGAGACGGGGACACUAGACGGAAGUAUUUCCUGGCCAUGAAGAAGUGUGAAUUUUUUCAAGCUUGGGUGUCUGAAAAUGGCCAGCCGCUGUGUAAACUGGCUGCGGAGUUGUGGCGAGAGCAGAGGAAGAGGGAGGGUGGAAGGAAAGCUUUGGAAGGAGAGAAGAAGAGAGUAGAAGAGAGUUGGAAAAAAGGAAGAGGGAAGGGUGUGUUGAUCAAAGAAAUAAAUUAAAGGUUUUCAUUGUGACACUUUUUUAUUAAUUUGU
Messenger RNA from Hypomesus transpacificus, 2107 nucleotides. RefSeq names its product zinc finger, HIT-type containing 2 (gene znhit2). The transcript is spliced from 2 exons. Lineage: Eukaryota; Metazoa; Chordata; Actinopteri; Osmeriformes; Osmeridae. Bases 232 to 2073 code for a protein of 613 amino acids. The record is from RefSeq and is a predicted model, not a curated record.